Molecule: messenger RNA, 2243 nt
Organism: Poecilia reticulata (guppy)
Lineage: Eukaryota; Metazoa; Chordata; Actinopteri; Cyprinodontiformes; Poeciliidae
Source: RefSeq, a predicted model, not a curated record
AACAGAGCUUCUGCAUGAUCUGGUCCAGCAUGUGUCUAAUGUGGAUGUGGAGGAUGCCAUGGGACAAACUGCGUUACAUGUAGCGUGUCAGAAUGGACACAAAACACCAUGGACAGAGGGACACUGCACAAAUCCUGCUCUCUCGUGGUGCCAAAUACCUUGCUGACAAAAAUGGAAUCACUCCAUUGGAUCUCUGUGUGCAGGGUGGAUAUGGGGAGACCUGUGAGAUCCUCAUCCAGCACCAUGCUAGAUUGUUCCAGAUGCUAAUCCAGAUGACACAGAAUGAGGACGUAAAAGAGAAUAUGCUCAGGCAGGUUUUGGAGCAUGUGUCUCAGCAGAGUGACAGUCACUAUCAGAAGGUUUUGACCAGUCUUGCAGAAGUGGCGACCACUAAUGGACACAAACUUCUCAGUCUGUCCAGUAGUUAUGACGCUCAGAUGAAAAGUCUUCUGAGAAUUGUUCGUAUUUUCUGCCACGUGUUCCGCCUCGGCCCUUCUUCUCCCAACAAUGGCAACGAUAUGGGCUACAAUGGGAACAAAACGCCUCGGAGCCAGGUCUUUAAGCCAUUGGAGCUGCUAUGGCAUUCUCUUGAUGAGUGGCUGAUGCUCAUCUCUACAGAGCUGGAAAGAUCCACGAAGAACCCAUCUUCAUCCUCUUCCAGCAGUGAGAUAGCGUCCCUCCUGCUCAAGCAGCGGAAGUCAGACCCCUCCAGCAACACACCCACGCUCUCCUUGCUUGAGGGAGAAGCGUAUGUUGACGGGGAGGAUGUGAUCUCCAUGACAGCCAACCGGCUCAGUGCGGUUAUUCAGGCCUUCUACAUGAGCUGCUCCUGUCAAAUGCCACAGGGAAUGACCUCCCCCCGCUUUAUAGAGUUUGUCUGCAAGCAUGACGAGGUGCUGAAAUGUUUUGUAACCAGGAAUCCAAAGAUCAUCUUUAACCAUUUCCAUUUUCUGCUUGAGUGUCCAGAGUUGAUGUCACGUUUUAUGCACAUUAUUAAGAACCAGCCUUUUAAGGAUCGCUGUGAGUGGUUCUACGAGCAUCUGCUGGCUGGCCAGCCAGACUCAGACAUGGUCCAUCGUCCUGUUAAUGAGAGCGAUAUCCUUCUCAUCCACAGAGACUCCAUAUUCAGGAGCAGCUGUGAGAUGGUUUCCAAGUCCACUAAUGAGAAGCUCAAACAGGGUAUAGCUGUCCGCUUUCAUGGUGAGGAAGGCAUGGGCCAGGGUGUGGUUCGGGAGUGGUUUGAUAUCCUGUCUAAUGAAAUCAUCAAUCCUGACUACGCUCUGUUCACCCAGUCAGCUGAUGGUACAACCUUCCAGCCCAACAGCAACUCCUCGGUGAAUCCAGACCAUCUGAACUACUUCCAGUUUGCGGGUCAGAUUUUGGGUCUGGCUCUCUACCACCGGCAGCUGGUCAACAUCUACUUCACUCGAUCCUUCUACAAACACAUACUGGGUAUUCCAGUGAGUUAUCAGGAUGUGUCGUCUAUCGAUCCAGAGUAUGCUAAAAACCUGCAGUGGAUCUUGGAUAAUGACAUCAGUGACCUGGGUCUGGAGCUGACCUUUUCUGUGGAGACAGAUGUGUUUGGAGCCAUGGAGGAAGUGCCACUAAAACCUGGAGGGAGCAGCAUCCUGGUCACUCAAGACAACAAGGCGGAGUACGUCCAGCUGGUGACGGAGCUGAGGAUGACACGAGCCAUCCAGCCUCAGAUAAACGCCUUCUUGCAAGGAUUCCACACCUUCAUCCCCCCGUCGCUCAUCCAGCUUUUUGACGAAUAUGAAUUGGAGCUCCUGCUCUCAGGGAUGCCAGAGAUAGAUGUGGAGGAUUGGUGCCGAAACACUGAGUACACCAGCGGUUAUGACCCUGAAGAUCCUGUGAUCCAGUGGUUUUGGAAGGUGGUGAGGAGGCUCACCCAGGAGGAACGUGUCCUAUUGCUGCAGUUUGUCACUGGAAGUUCUAGGGUUCCUCAUGGUGGCUUUGCCUUUCUGAUGGGUGGCAGUGGUUUGCAGAAGUUCACCAUUGCUGCAGUGCCAUAUACCUCCAACUUGCUGCCUACUUCCAGCACCUGCAUCAACAUGCUGAAACUGCCAGAAUAUCCAAACCAGGAGGUUCUCCGAGACCGACUGCUGGUAGCUCUGCACUGCGGGAGCUAUGGAUACACCAUGGCCUGAACAUGCUGCUGUCAGGGCCUGCAGUUCUGCACAGUUGCUAAUCUCUAACUGAAAUAGAGGUUGUUGUUGUUGUCA